AUGCUUCCAAUCGUUCGACAUCUCGCCGGACAAAUCGUAGACGAAUACUCAUCCGUCACUUUGGAAGCUUGUGCAUCCGGCCAAGCUGAUCAAUUAAUAUGGACAAAGAAUGGAGUAGAAAUAAGCAAUAAUGACCGAACGGAAAUCGCGCAGGACGGUGAACGAUAUCGGCUAACCAUCAACAAUGCUACGGCAGAUGACGCUGGAACAUACCAAUUGGAACUCCGUCACCAAGGGUCAGACCUCGUGUCCGUAGCGUCGCUGAUUGUUACCGGAAACCCCAAUGAACCCCCUAUCACGAAAUUGCCAACAUCUGUGAGUGCGUCAUCCGGGUCAGCCACAAAACUUGUUUUGGAAAUGAAGAAUGCCGAAGGUUACACUGUACAAUGGUUCAAAGGAGCGGAAAAGGUUGAGAAAUCAGAUCGGUUGAAGUCCGUUAAAACAGGCAACUCAUUCAAACUGGAUUUCAAGAGUGUGGAACCAACUGAUGAAGGCGUGUAUGUAGCGAAAGUCGUCAAGGACAAGAAAGCAGUAGCCAAAUACGCCGCAGCCGUUCAUGUAGAGCCGUAG
Molecule: messenger RNA, 570 nt
Organism: Cooperia oncophora
Lineage: Eukaryota; Metazoa; Nematoda; Chromadorea; Rhabditida; Trichostrongylidae
Source: the annotation of a GenBank genome assembly